Molecule: messenger RNA, 3009 nt
Organism: Eubalaena glacialis (North Atlantic right whale)
Lineage: Eukaryota; Metazoa; Chordata; Mammalia; Artiodactyla; Balaenidae
Gene: MEST
Product: mesoderm specific transcript
Exons: 12
Coding region: 227-1234 (335 amino acids)
Molecular function (GO): catalytic activity
Source: RefSeq, a predicted model, not a curated record
GCACAUCCCGGCGCAUCACGGCGGGCGGCGCCUCCUCUGCGGCAACCGCGCCUUGCGCAUUGCCGCAGCGCACGCCCCGGUGGCCGCUCGCUGCUUGCCGCGGCCGCACCGCCCUCGCGGGCUGUGGGCUGCGCCCGGCUGCCGGCCGACCCUGCACCGCUGCGGGCGCUGCGGCGCGCCCUUUGCUCAGGGCCGGUGUGCAGGCGGCAUGGGAUAAGACGCCGCCAUGGUGCGCCGAGAUCGCCUCCGCAGGAUGAGGGAGUGGUGGGUCCAGGUGGGGCUGUUGGCUGUGCCUCUGCUUGCGGCCUAUCUGCACAUCCCGCCCCCCCAGCUUUCCCCUGCUCUUCACUCAUGGAAGUCAUCAGGCAAAUUUUUUACCUAUAAGGGACUGCGUAUCUUCUACCAAGACUCUGUGGGUGUGGUUGGAAGUCCAGAGAUAGUUGUGCUUUUACACGGCUUUCCAACAUCCAGCUAUGACUGGUACAAGAUUUGGGAAGGUCUGACCCUCAGGUUUCAUCGAGUGAUUGCCCUUGAUUUCCUAGGCUUUGGCUUCAGUGACAAACCGAGACCACAUCACUAUUCCAUAUUCGAGCAGGCCAGCAUCGUGGAGGCUCUUUUGCGGCAUCUGGGGCUCCAGAACCGUAGGAUCAACCUGUUGUCUCACGACUAUGGGGAUAUCGUUGCUCAGGAGCUGCUCUAUAGGUUCAAGCAGAAUCGAUCUGGUCGGCUUACCAUCAAGAGUCUCUGUCUGUCGAAUGGAGGUAUAUUUCCUGAGACUCACCGUCCUCUCCUUCUCCAAAAGCUUCUCAAAGAUGGAGGCAUGCUGUCACCCAUCCUCACGCGACUGAUGAACUUCUUCGUAUUCUCUCGAGGUCUCACCCCGGUCUUUGGGCCAUACACCCGACCCUCUGAGAGUGAACUGUGGGACAUGUGGGCAGGGAUACGCAACAAUGACGGGAACUUGGUUAUCGACAGUCUCUUGCAGUACAUCAAUCAAAGGAAGAAGUUUAGAAGACGCUGGGUGGGAGCUCUUGCCUCUGUAUCUAUUCCCAUUCAUUUUAUCUAUGGGCCACUGGAUCCAGUGAAUCCCUAUCCAGAGUUUUUGGAGCUGUACAGGAAAACGCUGCCGCGGUCCACAGUGUCGAUUCUGGAUGACCACAUUAGCCACUAUCCACAGCUAGAGGAUCCCAUGGGCUUCUUGAAUGCAUAUAUGGGCUUCAUCAACUCCUUCUGAGCUGGAAAGAGUAGCUUCCCUGUAUUACCUCCCCUAUUCCCCUAUCUGUUGUGUAUUCCACUUAGCAAGAAACGCCCAAAAGAGGUCCUGGCCACCAAACACUAUUCUCUCACAAAAGUCCACCUGACUCACUCACACUGGUGAACAGCAUAUAGUAAAAAGCCAGCAGAAGCUCUAAGGGUGACCUAAUAGUCCACCUCCCAUUCCUUUGACAUCUGAUCAAGUGUAUGGACUUGCCUUUGUGUUAUUAGGAAAUUCUGAUGGGCACUACUACUCACUGAUGCAGAAAGAUAGGCAGACAUUCUUUCUUUUGCAUAAAAGUCUUUGAAACACUUCUAUGGACUUUUCUGAAAUAUUUAGAAAUGCUAAUUUCUGGCCCUGAUUGGAAUUAUCUAAAGGUGCCACCUUCACCUCGCCUUGAAUGGCUUUAAUUCUCUAAGUAAGUGACACAGAUUCAAGUGAGAAUGAGUCUCCCUCGUCAUAACUUUGGAUUUAGUUUCAUUAGCUGCUUCUAACUGUAGUCAUUUUGUUAGACUUUGGUUUCAAUAAUGCAGUAUUCUAAGUAUACUUUAAGACUAUGAUUUACCUACAUGUAUUAUGUAUGUAUUUUAUAAGGACACUAAACCAGCAGACACUUACUCUAGCAGAGUAGUUUAACCUUAUAAAACAUGUUUCAUUUCUGAGUAAAUUGAACUAAAGCCAAGCUAUUUAUAGAAUUUCCUAAAAUCACAGAACAUUAAGGACAGUAGUCUCUGUGCCAGAGAUUUACUGUUAUUUGCAGUUAGAACUGGUCUUUCCAGCUAAUAACAGUCGGACUCGUCAUACCUCAGUGCUUAGAAGCAUGUCCCUCCUGAGCCAGAGUGGAGAGGAGGGGAUCGUUGUACAGUCCAAGUUACCAGGCUGAAUAUAUAUAUAUAUACUGAUUGCUUAACUUCUCGUUGGCUGUCCCAGAGAGGGUUCCUCAUGUAGCUCAGCAAUUCCUGUACUUUACAGACGGGAAAGUUCCAGAAACUUUAAGAACAAAGUCUGAAAGUUCUAUGAGCAAAUGGUGCUGAAUACUUUUUUUUUUUAAGCCACAGUUUCAUUGUCUUAGUUAAAACAGGAUUAUUAAGUGGUGAUUUUAAAUUCUUUUUUUUUUUUAUUAGCAACUUCAAGUAUAACAACUGGAAUAAGUGUUUAUUUUCUAUUAAUAAAAAUGAAUUUUGACAAAAGUGGACUCUGGCUCCCGCUCCCCCACCACCCCUCUGGGAUAAAAGCUUUCCAACAUUGCCAGGAGCUUUCAGAUACACAGUGAAUUAAAGAAUUUAAUGAGGUUAAGCAGCUGGGGCAUAGGAUAGUAUUUGAUUUUCAAGAUCACCCAAAGCUGUACUACCAUACCAAAGCUGACCAAGUGUAAUAAAAAGAAAAAGGAACAAAAACAAAAAGACAUGCACAAGGACAGACAUCUGCUUGAUCUGCUGGCUCAGGGCCAAACAUUUAAUUUGCUUUUCUGAAGUCAUUCAUUUUUGAAAGUAUGAUUCUGGGAAAUUCAUGCCAAUAGCCUGAAAGCCCACUGACAGUGAAGGGUACAUCAACUUCAUCUCACCCAGUAAAAACUUAUCCAACAGAAGCCAAGAUAACAUCUACAGGUGUUCCCUCUUUGCUUCUGACAGUCACCUGCAUGGUCACCCCAUCUGCUAAGGCCAGCCUGGACCUCACCAAUAAAUCAUAGCCACCUCUGUAUACACCUGAGAGGAAAAAAGUGAGGAAAACCAUGUUAAGAACUCAAAACAAGC